This is a messenger RNA of Fusarium keratoplasticum, 1425 nucleotides long. RefSeq names its product Inositol-pentakisphosphate 2-kinase. Gene Ontology annotation, molecular function: ATP binding; inositol-1,3,4,5,6-pentakisphosphate 2-kinase activity. NCBI's taxonomy places the organism in Eukaryota, Fungi, Ascomycota, Sordariomycetes, Hypocreales, Nectriaceae. The record is from RefSeq and is a predicted model, not a curated record. Gene Ontology annotation, cellular component: nucleus. The coding region runs from base 1 to 1425 and encodes 474 amino acids. Gene Ontology annotation, biological process: inositol phosphate biosynthetic process. The transcript is spliced from 4 exons.
AUGUCGACUCCCUCUCUGUCCGAUGGACAGCUCACACCGACCGAUACUGAUCCCGAUCUCUGUUUCUCUUCCUCCGAGGAUGACCAACUAUGGCCAACUGCUCAAGACGUGGCUGAAAUGGCCAUCAUGAUUCACGGCAGUGCUGUACCUCUAUCGUGGUCUCGAGAAACUCUCAAGAGGCUUCCCCCAGGGACUCGGCCUUUGAGGCUUGUUGGCGAGGGUGCCGCCAAUGUUGUCUUUGAGCUGGACAUCCCCGAAGGAUUCUCCUGGGCCCACGAAUUCAAAGGCUGGCUCCUUCGUGUCGCCAAGGCCCCGACUAAUGGUCAGCCUGCCAGAUUCAACUACCUCAAACAGCAGGAGUUUUACGCAAAACAAAUCACACCCUUUCUCAAGACUCACGCCAUUCAACAACAGCUUGUUGUUCUCCGCAACUCAAACAUUAUUCCCAAGCUCAACGCCUUUCUUCUUUCAAUAGACCAUGAGCGCAAAGAGAAGUUCAGGGGGUCCUUCCUCUCCGAGUCUAACUGGGGUCUUUUGGUUGAAGAUAUGAGGGUGGCCGACCCCAAGAAUAGCAUUCUUGUCGAGUUCAAGCCCAAGUGGCUCAACCAAUCACCAAGCGCCCCUCGAAAUGCCAUACGAUGUCGGCAAUGUGCCAUGGAACUCUUCAACUUCCUCCGAGACCCAAACCCUUCAAGACACAUCCCAGAGCGAAAGCCUUGUCCUCUCACACUCGCAAACCCCGACGCCCCUGACGCCAUCAGCUCACCCUUUCGAUUCGCCCCGAAGCUGGCUUCCAUGGCUGACAACCCAAUCGUACGGGAACUCCUGGCCAAGACUGCUGACCACCAAGUGCUCCGCGACUUGAGGUGGCUUCAGAAUUUUGCCGACUCGGACGGACCUUUGAAUGCAAAAAAGGACGACCCUAUGUUUAGCCUGGCCAUGACAGUUCGAGACUGCACUUGCUUUGUGCAGAUGAACCUUGGUCCUGGUGUCGCCCCCGAGCAGAGGCUUCGUGUCCGGCUUGGCGACUUUGAUCUCAAGGAUACCGACAUGAAGUUCAGACGGUGGACUUCAGCCGAGCAUGAUCUCAUCGACUCGGCCUGCUACACAGCCGACUGGAUCUUGUGUAACGACAGAUACUACCAUCCACCCACCAGGUGCCUCCUGGAGUGGGCCCGCCGGGAUCUCGACUCUGUCAACAUCAUCGGCAUCAAGGCCAAGGAUGCGCAUACCCAUACCAGCAAGGGGAUGCACUUUCCCGUUGAGAAACUGGCCUCGCGUGCCGAUCUUUACUGGAUGACGUCCAACCCGACCAAGCUCAAGGCGUUGCUGGAGCCGUACAGGAAGGACAAGCCCAAGGCGGCAGUGUGUCCAUUCCGAAAGGAGCCUCCGAAUCUCCGAAAGUGGUUGUCGAGAAACCCCUAG